AUGGGUCUCGCAUCUAAAUUAGCAGCCGCACAAGCAGGUGGGAACGCAAACCCUUACGGGGGAGGUGCACCCGCUCAACAACAAUCAUAUGGUGCCCCCCAACAACAACAGCAACAAGGUCAAUAUGGACAACAACCCCAACAUGGACAAUACGGCCAACAACCUCAACAACAGCAAUAUGGUGCUCCUCAAGGUCCACCUCCUACUCCUGGACAAAGACCUACUUCAGGACAAUAUGCUCCUCCCUCUGGACCACCUCCUGGUCAAUCCCAAUACGGCCAACAAGGUCAAGGUCACGGGCAAUAUGGUCAAAAUCAAUAUGCUCCCCCAUCAGGACCACCACCAGGUCAAUAUGGCCAACAACAAGGGCAGUACGGCCAACAACCCCAAUACGGUCAACAACAAGGACAAUAUGGCCAACAACAGGGUUUGCCAUCUCAACAAUACGGUAAUCAACCUCCACAAUAUAGACCUCCUCAAGGUGCUCCUGCGUCAGGUGGAGCACCCGUAGGUGGUGGUCCAAAUGCUCAAGCGAUCUUACAAGCUUUACAACAUUGUGUUCAAGAGCAAAAGAUCCAAGCCUUCUACCCACCUGGUACAGGUCAACUCGAAGCUAUCGCCCAGAGAGUCGCUCAAUCAGGUGCUUUGCCCAAGAUCGCUCAGGAAUGGAGAAUGCCCCUUGAGCUCGCUUCGGACUUGGUCAAAUUAUCUUUGUUCGACGUUAUCCUUUAUGUAGAUGAUAGUGGAAGUAUGGCCUUCGAACAAGGUGGUGAACGAAUCGAUGAUUUGAAAUUGAUCCUCUCACGGGUAGCCUACGCUACUUCCCUCUUCGACGAUGACGGUAUUCAAGUCCGAUUCAUGAACAACCGACUUGAGGGGAAUGGCAUCAAGACUGAACAAGACGCUUUGAACCUCGUCAAUCAAGUCAAAUUCUCUGGUCUUACUCCAAUGGGAACUUCUCUCGAUCAGAAGAUCCUCCAACCUCUCCUCCUCGGUCCAGCUAGAGCAAACGCUUUGCAAAAGCCUAUUCUUAUCAUUGCUAUAACCGAUGGUACACCGGCCGGAGAACCCACGGAUAAGGUUAUUCAAGUCAUCGUCAACGCCAGUCGAGAGCUCCAACGAACCAGAUACGGGCCGGAUGCUGUUUCAUACCAAUUCGCACAAGUCGGUGAUGACAUGAAAGCGAUGAAAUUCCUUGAAUCGCUCGACAAUCAUCCAGUUGUAGGGGGGAUGAUAGAUGUAACCUCGAAUUUCGAAGCUGAACAAGCGGAGAUGAUGAGAAAGAACAACAUGGACCUCAGCCCCGAAGCCUGGCUGAUCAAACUCUUAAUGGGCGGUAUAGAUGACUCGUACGAUACUCAGUAA
Kwoniella botswanensis is the source of this 1365-nucleotide messenger RNA. RefSeq lists its product as uncharacterized. The record is from RefSeq and is a predicted model, not a curated record. Bases 1 to 1365 code for a protein of 454 amino acids. The transcript is spliced from 13 exons. Lineage: Eukaryota; Fungi; Basidiomycota; Tremellomycetes; Tremellales; Cryptococcaceae.